Trichoplusia ni (cabbage looper) is the source of this 1094-nucleotide messenger RNA. RefSeq lists its product as uncharacterized. NCBI's taxonomy places the organism in Eukaryota, Metazoa, Arthropoda, Insecta, Lepidoptera, Noctuidae. The transcript has 2 exons. The coding region runs from base 72 to 1031 and encodes 319 amino acids. The record is from RefSeq and is a predicted model, not a curated record.
GGGAAUGCAACAAAAGCGCAGUGGUCAAUUUGAAUCUUGCCGAACUGGUCUGUGUGUGGCGUCCGUUGGAAAUGGCGGUCGGUAAAAUCGGCGCAUUUGAUGUGUCGAAAGACAAUUGGGGCACGUACGUGGAUCGUCUGGAUCAGUACUUUAUUGCCAAUAAUGUGAAAAGUGAGUUAAAAAUUGCGACAUUAAUUACGGUUGUCGGCAAUAGUGCUUAUGAGUUAAUGGUGAAUUUAUGCACACCAGUGAAACCAGCCACAAAAACCUAUGACGAACUGGUAGCGGUGAUGAAAGGACACUUAAAUCCUAAGCCGAGCAUGCUCGCUGAAAGAUUCAAAUUUCGUCAACGGAUUCAGAAACCAGGUGAAAAUGUAGCAACUUACUUCUCGGAACUCAAGAGAUUAAGCAAAGAUUGUUCUUUUACGGCGGAAAGUUUGAAGGAAAAUAUGAGGGACCAGUUUGUGUGUGGAUUAGUAAACGACGACAUCCGGCAAAAGUUGUUCACCGAAGAAGAUGGCAUCAGUAUCGACAAAGCGUAUAGGUUGGCCUUAGCUAUGGAGGCGGCGGAGACGAACGCGGCGUUAGUGGAAGACGGUACGAGAAGAGGGAUCGGCGGCAGUGCAGCGGAGACGGCAUCUGUAACCGUGCAUAAAGUCGGGCAGGACGGCGGUAACGGAAAGCGCGGAGCGUUUAGAGGUGGCGGUGGCGGCUAUCGGCCGGCCGCAGGGCGGAACACUCCGCAUAACUCUCGGCGAUCAGGCAGCGGCGGCGGUCCAACUAUUGCAAGCGGAGCUGAUUACAACUUGCCUCAAGCGGGCACUCAAAAGGAGGCAUGCAAUGUUUGCGGAGGCAAGCACGACGCGGACACAUGUAAAUUCAAAAAAUAUGUGUGUCGAGUUUGCAUGCAGGAGGGGCAUUUAAGGAGGAUGUGCCCAAAGCUGGGCAAGAAUAAUUUCGUGUACAAUUGGAGAGAGGGCGGUGUCUACAAGUCUUCGGAUAGCGAAAGUGACGAGUUCCAGAUACUGUGAGGUGUUUGCAGAUGGUUUGGGACGAUUCACGGGGGGUCGAGUCAGCAUCCACGUUCGAGAGGG